Molecule: messenger RNA, 240 nt
Organism: Filobasidium floriforme
Lineage: Eukaryota; Fungi; Basidiomycota; Tremellomycetes; Filobasidiales; Filobasidiaceae
Exons: 1
Coding region: 75-239 (54 amino acids)
Source: RefSeq, a predicted model, not a curated record
CUCUUCGAUCUUCGAUCCAAUCCCAAAGCCACAACCUCGACACAAAAACUACCACUCGAUACAAAACCUUUAUCAUGUCCGACAAGUCCACCCCCAUGACCCAAUCCGAUGCUUCGCGCAUUCAAAGCACCCAAGACAAAGGGGGAAAGGAUAUGAGCUCCGAGGGCUUUGCUGCUAGGGCUCAGAGCGCCGGCGACACCAACGCCAACCAAGGCGGAGCCGAUGCCGGCAAGAAGUGAG